CGAAGUAUAAAGUGACUCGGUCCUACAUGUGGGCGAUUGCCGGUUACUGCCAGUGACUUUGAAAUAUAAUAAAAUUAUUGGUUUGAAAUAAGCAGUACGUUGUAAAAAUAAGGUAUAUCAAACAAAGUCAUAAUUCGUACAAAUGGAUCCGACAACUGUGCACCUGAUUCAGGUCCUAGAGAAGACCGUUUCUUCGGACAAAAAUGAGCUUGAGGCUGCGCAAAAUUAUCUGGAACAGGCUGCACAAGCGAACCUUCAUGAAUUUAUUCGGCAUCUUAGUGGAGUGCUCGUCACAGGGGGCGCGAGUACAGUGGCACGAAUGGCGGCAGGUUUACAACUCAAAAAUCAGUUGACGUCUAAAGAUCCAGCAUUAAAAUCACAGUAUCAACAGCGUUGGCUCGCCAUACCUGCUGAAUCUCGAGACUACAUUAAAAAAAAUAUCCUUGGAGCUCUAGGCACAGAAAAUAACAGACCAAGUUCAGCUGCCCAAUGUGUAGCUUAUGUAGCUGUCGCGGAACUCCCAGUUGGCCAGUGGAGUAACCUGAUACCAGUUUUAGUGAACAAUGUGACAGAUGCAAACAGCACAGAGAUGAUGAAAGAAGCGACGUUAGAAACUAUUGGAUACAUUUGCCAAGAUAUUGACAGUGAAGUGCUUGUUAGCCAAUCAAAUCAGAUACUAACAGCCAUUAUUCACUGCAUGAAAGGAUCCGGUACCUCGAGUCAUGUGCGACUCGCCGCUACUAGUGCUCUUUUUAAUUCCCUUGAAUUUACAAAAGGAAAUUUUGAUAUAGAGAGCGAAAGGAAUUUUAUUAUGGAAGUUGUUUGCGAAGCUACGCAAUCUGCCAACACUCAAGUACGUGUUGCAGCUCUGCAAUGCCUGGUUAAAAUAAUGUCGUUAUACUAUCAAUACAUGGAACCAUACAUGGGCCCUGCACUUUUCCCCAUAACUCUGGAAGCGAUGCGUUCGGACAUCGACGAAGUGGCCCUGCAAGGCAUUGAAUUUUGGUCCAACGUUUCCGACGAAGAGGUUGAUCUGUCGAUGGAAGAAGGCGAAGCAUCAGACGGAGGUAGACCACCCCUCCGAGUGUCUCGUCAUUAUGCUAAGGGCGCUUUGCAAUAUCUCGUCCCGGUGUUAGUUCAGAAAUUAACCAAGCAAGAAGAAUUCGAUGACGAGGAUGAUUGGAACCCGUCAAAGGCUGCCGGUGUCUGUUUAAUGCUACUGAGCUCAUGUUGCGAGGAUGCGAUAGUCCCGUAUGUUCUACCUUUUGUGAAGGAUAACAUUAAGAACGAAGAUUGGAGAUUCAGAGAUGCCGCACUAAUGGCUUUCGGAUCAAUUCUUGGAGGACUUGAACCUAAUACUUUGAGGCCUCUUGUCGAACAAGCUAUGCCAACAUUGAUUCAACUGAUGUACGAUAACAGCGUUGUGGUAAGGGACACAGCGGCAUGGACGUUUGGCAGAAUUUGCGAAAUAAUUCCAGAGGCCGCGAUAAAUGAAACGUAUCUAAAACCGCUAUUAGAAUCUCUGGUGAAUGGUUUGAAAGCCGAACCAAGAGUCGCAGCUAACGUCUGUUGGGCUUUUACGGGACUAGCUGAAGCAAGUUACGAGUCUGCGGAGGCAAGUGACGACGCUCAACCGGAAACAUACUGCAUGUCCCAAUACUUCGAUUUUAUCAUUCAGAGACUUUUGGAAACGACGGAUCGUCCGGACGGAGCGCAAGCUAAUUUGAGGUCAGCCGCCUACGAGGCGCUCAUGGAAAUGGUUAAAAAUUCCCCUAGCGAUUGUUACGUUACCGUCCAAAGAACAACGAUGGUUAUAUUAGAAAGAUUGCAGCAGGUUCUACAGAUGGAAACGCACAUACAAAGUCAUUCAGAUCGCGCUCAAUACAACGACCUACAAUCACUUCUUUGCGCAACACUUCAGUCGGUGCUUCGAAAAGUAACUCCCGAAGACGCUCCACAAAUAUCCGAUGCUAUCAUGACAGCGUUGCUGUCUAUGUUCAAUUCAAAUUCUUGCAAAGCUGGGGGUGUUCAGGAAGAUGCUUUGAUGGCUGUAUCAACGCUUGUCGAGGUUCUUGGCGAGGGAUUUCUUAAAUAUAUGGAUGCCUUUAAGCCAUUUUUGUAUUUGGGAUUGAAAAAUCAUGCAGAAUAUCAAGUCUGUUGCGCUGCUGUUGGCCUAACAGGUGACAUUUGUAGGGCCCUUAAAAACAAGGUUCUUCCGUAUUGCGACGAAAUAAUGACUCUAUUGUUGGAAAAUCUGAGUAAUAACACCGUGCACAGAUCCGUCAAGCCUCAGAUACUCUCCGUGUUUGGAGAUAUUGCCUUGAGUAUCGGCCCGGAAUUUAAAAAAUAUUUGGAAAUCGUUCUUCAGACAUUGGCACAGGCUUCGCAGGCGAACGUCGACAGAACUGACUACGAUUUGAUCGAUUACUUGAACGAACUGAGAGAAGGAGUUAUCGAGGCUUAUACUGGAAUCGUACAGGGUCUUAAAGGAGAUGGAACUCUACCUAGUCCGGACAUUACUUUGGUCGAACCACACGUUCCAUUUAUGAUCCAGUUCAUCACGUCGAUUGCUCAAGACAGAGAACACUCCGAUGGAAACAUUGCAGCCUCGGCUGGACUUCUUGGAGAUCUUGUAACCGUGUUUGGCGUUGAUUUACUCCCUAUGGUUGAAACUGAACCCCUAACGGAACUGCUAACGAAAGGACGCAGAUCUCGUACUGGAAAAACAAAGACGCUAGCUACGUGGGCAACCAAAGAAAUUCGAAAGCUUAAAAACGCGGCGAAUGUUCAGUCUAGUUGAUCACCUCAUGGUUGUACUGUUGUGCAAUUUGAUUAUACUAGAAAACUAUCAAACACAAUACAAAGACAACAAGAUUGGAUAGUACGGAUGCGAGUUGAUAGAUGUGCGUGAGUUCC
Molecule: messenger RNA, 2916 nt
Organism: Athalia rosae (coleseed sawfly)
Lineage: Eukaryota; Metazoa; Arthropoda; Insecta; Hymenoptera; Athaliidae
Gene: Fs(2)Ket
Product: importin subunit beta-1
Exons: 7
Coding region: 143-2800 (885 amino acids)
Biological process (GO): protein import into nucleus
Cellular component (GO): cytoplasm; nucleus
Molecular function (GO): small GTPase binding; nuclear import signal receptor activity
Source: RefSeq, a predicted model, not a curated record